Darwinula stevensoni is the source of this 1185-nucleotide messenger RNA. NCBI's taxonomy places the organism in Eukaryota, Metazoa, Arthropoda, Ostracoda, Podocopida, Darwinulidae. The record is from the annotation of a GenBank genome assembly.
GUUCAAGAGGUUCCGAGCCAGCCUCCCCGCAUCCACAUCACUUCCAUGCAUUUCUCAUCCACAUCACUUCCAUGCAUAUCUCAGCCGUUCAGAGUUGAGAGGCGCGAAUCCCGAAAGAAGAAAACACGGAAGAUAUAGAUAGCAGUCCCCGCGAAGGAAGAUAAGCAGCUUAUCAAUGGGGUGACUCAAGCCGAGCACACAUCCACGGAUCCGCACAUCCACGGAUCUGCACAUCCACGCAUGGCCGCACCGAUCGGGACGUUCAUGUCGGCUGAGAACAACGAUCCUUUCUCCCUCGGGCGCCGGGAGCUGGACAAAGCCCUCCAAGACGCCCGAGAUCUGUACCACCACCUGAUGUACAUGGAGACGAAGCCGCCGGGCUUCGUCAAGGAGGGAGACUUAACACGGGCGAGGACCAGCUUGCAGAACAUUCUGAGGACGAUCGAGUGGGACCUCAAGGAUCUGGAGGACUCGUUUGAACUGAGCAAGCGGAACGCGAGGGCGCUGAAAAUCGCCGACGAGAAACUCGAGGAGAGGAAGCGAUACAUCGACGAGACGAGGACGGAGGUCGCCUCCAUGAAGGACCGGUUCAACCUCCCCGACGUCCACGGCAGCUCUUCCUCGCGGCCUCCCCGCAAGCAGGUGGAGGUGUCGCACGUGGCCCUGGACCCCGGGGAAGACACGCUCUGGGAGCAUCCCCGACUCAGCGGUUCCAGCGAGCGCACGAUUCAACCCAGAGUGAUCGAUUCAGGCGGUUCAGCCUUGGAAAAGACCAUCGACCUCGUCUCGGGAGUCCUGCAAGCGUCAGCGCUCUCGCAUCAAUAUCACUUACCCUAUGUAAAACUCGAGGAGAGGAAGCGAUACAUCGACGAGACGAGGACGGAGGUCGCCUCCAUGAAGGACCGGUUCAACCUCCCCGACGUCCACGGCAGCUCUUCCUCGCGGCCUCCCCGCAAGCAGGUGGAGGUGUCGCACGUGGCCCUGGACCUUGGGGAAGACACGCUCUGGGAGCAUCCCCGACUCGGCGGUUCCAGCGAGCGCACGAUUCAACCCAGAGUGAUCGAUUCAGGCGGUUCAGCCUUGGAAAAGACCAUCGACCUCGUCUCGGGAGUCCUGCAAGGUUCGAAAUCCCUCGAAACCCGAUCCAUCGCCUUAGAGACAGAGCGACAGAGAAGGCGACUUUAA